Messenger RNA from Macrobrachium nipponense, 1728 nucleotides. RefSeq lists its product as uncharacterized. NCBI's taxonomy places the organism in Eukaryota, Metazoa, Arthropoda, Malacostraca, Decapoda, Palaemonidae. Bases 1 to 1728 code for a protein of 575 amino acids. The record is from RefSeq and is a predicted model, not a curated record. Gene Ontology annotation, molecular function: structural constituent of chitin-based larval cuticle. Gene Ontology annotation, cellular component: chitin-based extracellular matrix. The transcript has 3 exons.
AUGGCACAAACAAAACUGGUGCUGUGUGUGUUAGUAGCAGUUACAGCUACACUCUGGCAGAGGGUCAGCUCUGCCUCUGCAGGAUACACUUAUCAGCCAUCAACUUCAGGUGUAUCUUCAACUUUCCCAGGAUCACACAGCGGUGGACCUCUAACAUUACCUGGCUUAUCCACCGGUUUAUUUGGAGGUUUACCUAAUAACUAUGGACGUCCACCUAUAGGGGGGUUAUCCAGUGAUAUAGGAAAUCCUGUAACGAGUGGUGUUGGUAAGCCCCUUCAACCCGGUUUUGGCAGUUCAACAGCUUCUGGAAAUUUUGGAGGCUCUCAAACUGCAUUGUAUGGCAGCUCUUUGACAGGAAAUUCUGGACAUGUUGGACAACAUCCUGCAGGCUCAUUAUUUGGAGGUUACAGUGCUCCUCAAACUGGUCUUGGAGGACUUUCAGCAGGAAAUCUUGGAAAUUCCUUUACCAGUGGUUUUGGUGACCCUGCCAUUGCUGGUUCUGGAGGUUUACAUGGUGGUAGUUCUCAAACAAGUGGAUUUGGCAACCCCUUUAUUGGUAACUUAGGAGGUUCUCAGUUUGGUGGCUAUGGAGGUUCUGUGCCAGGUGAUGGAAAUAUUGGACUCAACCCACUAAGUUCACCAUUGGGAAGUUAUGGGGGUUCUCAAAUGGGCUUUAUCGGGUCUUCAGUUGGGAGUUUUGUGAAUUCCUUAACGUCUGGUUUUGGCAACCCUGCUACAGUUGGCUCAACAGGUUUAUUUGGUGGAAGUUCUGGAGGUUCUCAGGUUGGUAAAUAUGGAAACUACUUUACUGGAAAUAAUGCAGGAUUUUCUACUGGGAACUUUGUUGGACCUAGUCCUACAUUGUCCUCUGUAGCGGAUUAUGGGGGAUCAUCUCACACAGGUUUUGGUGGCUCUGUUUCUGGUCCUCAUGGAGGUGGUUUAUCAGGUGGCCACUUUGGAAAUUCUCAAACAGAAGGAUACCAACAACCUACAACAGGAAGUUUCAGAGGAUCUCUGACUGAAAGUCUGCUGACACAACAAACAACGGGAUCAUUCACAGGAGGUUAUGCUCCUUUAGAGGGACAUUUCGGAGGAUCUUUGACUGGAUCAUCAGUAGGAAGUUAUGGAAGCUCCUCUAAUGUAGGUUUUGGAAGCUCGACAGGAAUUGGCUUUGGAGCUACAACUGCGGGGAGUCUUGGUUCCUCAUCUACUGGAGGAUUUGGAACUUCACUAGGAGGAAACUUUGUUGGGGGAUCCCUUGGAGGUUUGCAAGGUCAAGCACGACCUGUGGUGCCUAUCCUCGAGGAUCAACGAGAAGAACCAUAUCCUAAUGGCAUAUACAGAUUUAGAUACGCAACCGGAGACGGCAUCGUUCGUCAAGAGGAAGGAUACCCAGAUGGAGGAAUGGUUUCACAGCAAGGAGGGUGGUCAUUCACAUUCCCAGAUGGAACUCCGGCAAUUGCCAAUUACGUUGCUGACGGAAACGGCUUCCGCAUAGACUCCAAUCUGCUACCCACCCCUCCUCCCCCUCCACCUCAUGCAAUUGCUCAAAUCGAGAAGGCCCAGCAGGAAGAGGCUGCAGCUGCUGCAGCUGGAUAUCAGUUAUCGGAAGACGGCAACUACGAGCCCAUCCCUGGAUCACAUGGUCAAAAUUUCAACAAUAUACCUCAAGUUACUGGAACUGGAUCUCAGUUCCACGUUUCUGCAAAUUCGUUCUAUGAUUCUUGA